This is a messenger RNA of Heterostelium album PN500, 2502 nucleotides long. Its product is annotated as calcium-binding EGF-like domain-containing protein. The transcript is spliced from 11 exons. Lineage: Eukaryota; Evosea; Eumycetozoa; Acytosteliales; Acytosteliaceae. The record is from RefSeq and is a predicted model, not a curated record. The coding region runs from base 1 to 2502 and encodes 833 amino acids.
AUGAAAAAAUUGAUAUAUUUAUUUUUACUUUAUAACAUUAUUGUGAUCAAAGGUGAAAUUGACUCUGAUGAAUUGAGUUCAUUAAGAUGGGUAGCACAAUUUUAUCAAAUUGGAUGGAAUAUGACCAGUAGUGAGUGUGAUUUCAUUACGAAUGGCUUGGGUUCUCUGAUUUGUUUGAGAUCAGGAAAUGAUGAAACUAUUACAAAAAUAGUUUUACCAAAUAAUUUUACAGUAACAAACCAAGGAAUACCCUCGUUUAUCAACCAAUUGUAUUUUCCAAAUUUAACUACAUUCGAUGCAAGAACUAUUGGAAACAAUUCAAAUAUUAAUACAGAUUUUGAUAUAUUGUAUUUAAUUGAUACCCCUUCAAAUGUGAAGUUACAAAGUUUACAAAUAACAAACUAUAUUGGAAUGAUAUCACCAGACUUCCCAGUUUAUCUAAAACUAUCAACUUUAAAAUUAUCAGAUUUUAUAAUACCUAAUAUUCCUUUAUCUGUUUUUAAAGCAGAUUUUGUUUCAAUACAAUUCAAAAACAAUUUAUGUGAAUUAAAGAUUUCUAAUACUAUUUAUCCUACAAGAUCUUUGCAGGCUACUAAAUUUCCUGAUGAAAGAUGGAUUAGCACUGAUGGAGAUUUGACAUUUUUCAUUCUUAACAACAAUAAUAUGACAGGCCAAAUUCCAGAGUAUUCAAAUCUUACUCCCAAUAGAAUAGAUUUUGAAAACAAUCCCUCUAUUACAGGAAAAAUUCCAGAUUCUUUUUGCACAGCAAAUCUUUUAAGUUUUAGAAAUACAUCUAUCACCACUCUACCAGAUUGUAUUUAUUGUUUAAAAGGAAAUUUACCAAGUUAUAUUCAAUUACCACCGAAAGUAGUAAAAACCAAACCUGGUGUAGAUUGUGAACCACAGUUAUUUUCAAAAUUUUUUAUGUUGGGAUAUUCAAAUUCAACUUGUAUUCUAAAGGGAAAACUUCUAGGAUAUAGAGCACCUGGUGAUUUUUCACCGUCAACACUUCAAGUCAUAAAUCCAAACAUAUUGUUUUCUUAUAAACCUACAGUGCCAACUGGUCAGACAACACUUUAUUUCUCUACAUCAAGAAAUAUAGUAUUUAAUAUUUCUUGGGUAUCAGAUAUGACCUAUAUAUCUCAAACUUCGGUUACCUCUUACAAUUUGACCAAUUUCAAAUUGGAAUUAUUUGGACAGUUCAAUCAAUCCUUUCCAAAUCAUACAAUUACCAUCAUAAAUAAUGGAGUUUGUGACAUAAACUAUUUCAACAGUACAUAUAUGAUUUGUACAGCCACUUUACUACAUCCUCUGAUCGCCAAUAUUUUUAACGUUUCUCUGAGAUCAUACUUAUUUAAUAAUCCCUUUUUAGCCAAAACUACAAGUUUCCCAUUAGUUUCAUCAUAUAUGGGUAAAUUGAUGAUAUCAGGAAUAGUUGGAGGCCCAAUCAAUGCAACUUAUUGGGAUUGUCAAAUUGGUAUGAUUUCCAGUGGUCUCUUGGACGUUAAGAUUAUUCUGAAUAACUUUGAAUUCGUUAUGCCCCGUCUAUUUGUUGAAGCUAUCGAUAUUCCUAAUGAUUUUGGUUUCAAUGAUAGAUGUAAUGAAAAUGGUCGAUGUAUUAAUACCAAAUGUAUUUGUUCUACUGGUUUCUAUGGUUCAUAUUGUGAAUUAAAAAUUUUUGAUGGUGGCCAUAUCAAUCUAAAUCAAACUACUCCAGUUACAUCAAUAAUAGCGAAUGGUUAUGAUUUCAAUUUCAAUAUGGUUGGAGUUCAAGAGUUAGAUCCAAGUGGAAUCAUUGUCAAUGAAUUAAUAACUUCAGAAUGGACAACGUUUAAUUAUAGCUUGGAUGAUGUAACUUAUUUAAGAUAUUCCAUUCAAACCGAUAGUAAAGUAAAUAUUCUGGCACUGAUUCAACAUUCAAACAAAUCAAGAGAUUUGACAUUUGCCAACCAACAAUUUACAAUUCCACCAAAUGGACUUAAACUCUCAGUUGAUAUCAAUGGAUGGGUGUAUUCAUCAAACUUAAACACUUUGAGAGUGGUUUUCAACACAAAAAUAGAAGAGGAAGACAAUUAUGGUUGUGAUUCAAAGUCACCAAUUGCCACUGGAACUCUUGAUGAUUCCGUUAAAUAUUUCAAGAUCAUCAAGAAUGGAUUGGCAUUUUAUGGAAAGUUCUUACCAUUCUCACUCUCUGAUGGAAGAUCGACCUAUUCAAGAAAUGAAGUUAUCAACAGCACUCAAGACGGUGUCACCUACAUUGGAAUCCAUUUACCACAAUGUCAGACCUGUAGUAUAGAUCCUGAUUUUUCACUCCUAAUUCAAACCGAAAACAAAGAUUGUUCAAUCUCUGGUAAAUCCUCAAGAACUUGGGUGAUCAUUACCAUUGCGGUGGUAUGUGGUGUUGUUGGUAUAGCAAUUCUAUCAGUAGCUACCAUUUUCAUUAUAAAAAAUAAGAGAAAUAUAAAAUUAAAACUUGGUAUUCAAAUGAAUACAAUAGCAUAA